AUGGCUGGCACCUACACCGAGGUCGCCCAACAGGACGACGACAGAAAUGAUGGCGCAUCGCCCGUCUCGCUCUCGCCCGCUCUCUCGCCGUCGCCCAUGCCACUUCUUCAGGCUGUAAAGUCGACAUUUACUCCAAUUUCCAUGGACUGCGACGACUCAUAUCAACAACUCGACUCGGAAGACCAUAUUAUUGGAGAAUUUCCGCCAAACGACAACGACAGCGACCAACGGGCAGAUAAGACUUCUCAAACGGCCAUAGGGAACUCCGACGCCGUGGACUUGGCCCAAUCAGUAGGAGCUCGAGCUUCUGCACGAGCCACAGCACUCCAAUGCCCGACGCCUAACAACACUGAACCCGACCUUCACUCGGCGUCUUCAGGGGCUGUGGAUACAGCCUCAUCCGGCCGCUCCAGCCCCAUUUCCAAUUUGGUCAAUACGAGGUCACAUGUUAGUCAGGGAACAAACGCUGCGAGUCCGACUGCCGUGCAUCGCAUUUCAAGUAGCAGUAGCAGUAAUAGCCCAAAGGCCACGAUUGGUCAUCUUGCCGAUUUGGGCUGCACCUCGUCAGCCAAAUCCUCUACAUCUGUCGAGGACAACAAUGACAUUUUGCAACAGCAGCACUCGCAGCAACAGCAGUCGCCUUUGCUCGUCAAACCAAAACCCCUAAUUCGCACCGCAUCCACCAAGGGCGUCAAAAUCAUUCACCCGUCGCCUACUGUGAGAAGUCGCUCCAGCUCGCACGCGAGCAACAUUGCCCAGCUUGAGGCGACUGCCGAAAAGUUGUCCAGGACUUCGUCUAUUGAGAGCGCCAUUCGAGACUUGCACGAGGAACAAAAGCGCAGCGAUAGCCGCAGAUCUUCCAUUUUACAAGCCAGCGCAGGGUUUGGUCCAGACUACAAGGAACCCUUUCCGUUUACGAGACAGGUAUCGGUCGCAAGCUCGAUUCUUGAUACGAACAACGCAGCUCGCCACGGUGGCUAUUCUCCCGCGGGAUAUGUCAUGUCCCCCAACCACUCGCUACUUUCAAAUCACUCCCGUCUCCGAUCUGCAUCUCACCCUCAUUCCGAAGCCGACUCGAGCGACUUGCUGACACGCCACGGCCCUGGCAAGAGCUCAACACGAAGCGCAAAGUCAACAAAGCCUUCACUCACAGAUAUUGCUGAGAUGGAGCCAACAGGUCUGACCUUGGCUGCGAUGGAUGAGGCCGACCGCCUGCAGGAGCACCCCGAAGAGCAUCAUUCAUCGCACAUGCCGCCCAUGGACGAUGUCGACCUUACUCCCGGUGCUGCAUCCCAUAACGGUCCGGGCGCAACAGACUACUGGGGCAAUUCACAUGCUGGGGGUCAGGUGGAACAGGGCCGGCAUGACGAACGCCCAAGAUCCCGAGCCGAAUCAGUGGGCACCAUCGAUCAAGCAAAGGAUGCAUUUGCCGACUUUGACGGGGCCCACUGCUCACCGGAGGCCGACGAGGAUCCAUUCCAAGCACCGUUCAACUUGGAUCUGUCACUCCAAAUGCCUAUUGAUCAACCACGCGAACCCGGUAGGCCCAUUAUAUCAGCACCAAUGAACCCAACCGUCAGACCAAAAUCAUAUCUAGACCCCAUGACAGGACAACAGAUGAUGUUCUACCCGGCACGGGUUCCCAUGAUGCUUAACCUACCGCAGAAAUUAUCCAAAAAUCCAAAGGCGGCCGUCAGAAACCAGCGGAGGUCGCAAGUCUUGAGCAUGAUGCCCGAAGCAACCCGGCAGUCUGCGGCUUGGCUUCCGGAGGUUGUCCCGGAGCCAAUGUUCGACCCCCUGGGCCCUGGUUCUGGCUCCAACUCGGAAAUACCAACGCCACUUGUGGAGGCUGAACCGGCUCCUGAGGCAGAAGGUCCCUUACUAUCUGCGGAGGACGACAGUGCACCACAGGCUCGUCCCAAUCUACGAUCCGUCGACAGUGAGGCUAGGAAAUCACGCCUGUCAGUGAUGGACCCUUCAGAUAAACGCAAAUCGCGAAUGUCUUACACCAUCGACAAUCUCCCACCGCAGCUUCGAGCUAGUGCUUUCUUUGAUAUGCCAUCUGAAUCACCUAAUAUUGAGCUCAAGGAUGGAUCGGCCAUGGCUACUCUUGACAGUAUCCUGGACGCGUCCGCAAAGGCCCCAGUUUCAGCUUUUACGGAUCAUUCAUUUGCGGGUAAACUUGGAGAUGAGACAUAUGGCGUUGAGAAACGUAAAUCUCAUGUUAAGCGAAACAGCACGGCCGAUGCGUUGGAAGUUAAGAAGCGACGUUCCAUCUUUCACUUGCGCGCCCCGAGCAAGAUUAGCAUUAGAAGUUCCUCCAAGGAAGAGAAGCAAAGCAACAUGUCAAGUCCUGGACUGGGUAUCAAGAACGGCAGCGAAUCUGGCGACGAUGAGCAUAACAAACUAGCGUCUGAUGCCGAGGAUGGCGAGGAUGUGAGCGACAAUGAAGAGGAUAGCGACAUUGAUCCUGUCAGUCACGGCCCACCAACCACCCUCCUAGCUGAGUUGCAGAUCCGCAAGCACCAACAAAAGAUGCGCACCAAGGCGCCUGGGCUGCUAUAUCCCAAUGGGAUGCAUUCUACUCUCCUCGAGAUUGACACUGUCGCGGAGAUGGAGCGUCAGAACCGCAAAGGCAAGAAAAUCAACCUUGCAUGGGAAGGAGCAAAUGAUGCAGCUGGCGAAUCAGACGAUGAGGAUGUCCCACUCGGACUUCUACCAGUUAAGCAAAAUGGUGCAUCGAAGAUGCAAGCCUUCCAGGCGGAGAUGAACCGACCGCUGGGACUCAUGGAGCAACGGAAUCUCGAUGACAAUGAACCGCUUAGUCACCGCCGCAACCGUCUCCAGGGUCGCCCUACCCUGGCAUCACGACAAUCGUUGAUGGCUUUGUCAGGUGGAGGCGCUCUGGGAAUGAGUGGUGGUCUUGGGCCGCCAAGCCCGGCCCUGAGAACACACACUCCGGAAGAGGACGAGCACGAGGGAGAGACGCUGGGAGAACGAAAACGUCGCCUUGCCGCUCAAGGCGACGCAGAAAACCCUCUUCCUCAGGCUCGCCCAGUGAGCGGAGCAUUUUCUGCCGAAUUGCUUGGUCAACUGGGAGAUACUUUCAAGGAAGAUGCCGUCUCGGACACCAAGGAAAAGGACAAGGCCGCUCCUGCUGAGGAAGAGGAAACACUUGGGCAACGCCGGCGACGUCUGCAAGCGGAACGUGAGGCACGAGAAAAGGAGAUGGGCGCUGGGGGUGGUCCACUUCAGAUCCCUGCCCCGCCUAUGAUCACCAAGCGCCACUCAAUGGCCGACGUCCUAGGCGCAACUCGUCGGACCGUUCUGACUGAUCCCAGGGCAGAUACCGAGCGGGCCAAACAAGAAGAGGCACAACGGUUCAGAAAGAGCCAAGACCUGAAGCUGGCUGGCUUCCGCGCGCAGAUUCCUGACAAUCUGAGCACUCCAAACCUCCAGCGCUCAGGUGGCUACAUGGCGGGGCAAUAUAACGACGGGACUGCGGGCGGACUCGGACGCACCAGACUCCAGCACAGCUCCAGUUUUCAAGCUCCAGGCGUGCAGCAACUGCCCAUGAAUAACGCCAUUGGCGGCAUUAUGGGUGGUAACAACGCAUACGGGAUGGGUAGUGUCGGCGGCUACAACGGUAUGCACAACAACGGCUAUGGUCAAAACGUCCUCGCCUACAAUGGCAUGCCACUGCAGCUGCCAAUGCCAAUGCAACAACCAGGGCAACAGUACGAUAGGGUUGACCGAUGGAGGCAGAGUAUCGUGCCUUGA
Messenger RNA from Pestalotiopsis fici W106-1, 3780 nucleotides. RefSeq lists its product as uncharacterized. The record is from RefSeq and is a predicted model, not a curated record. Bases 1 to 3780 code for a protein of 1259 amino acids. Lineage: Eukaryota; Fungi; Ascomycota; Sordariomycetes; Amphisphaeriales; Sporocadaceae. The transcript has a single exon.